CAUAAUGGAUCAUCAAUUUAACAUAACCACGAAGUUUCAAGCCCUGAUCUCUAUAAUGUAUAUAGAGAUCAGUGUAAAUAAAUAUUUUGACAGUUUUGAAAAAAAAUUUGUCUCUCUUUAAUCGAUUGUCUUUAAAUAAAGAUAAAAUUCUUUUAUUAAAGAUGGUGCAUUUUUAAUUUUGUUGUAAAUAUUUCUAAAUAACUAAUAAAGGAAAUAAAUUUUAUUUAAAACGAAUUAAGUUCAAAAAAAAAAAAAAAAAAAUGAAUCCAUCAGUUAUAAAUUGGGAAGCAGAGCAUCGUCAAACUCUUCUUCAAAGUAGAUCAGCUCUUGAAAGAUCAAAUCAAUCGGUUGUAAGAUCACAAGCAGUUGCUCGUGAAUCAGAACAAAUUGGUACAGAAGUAAUAACAGAAUUAGGUGGACAACGUGAAUCACUUCUUCGCGCUAAAGAACGUCUUUCGCAAACCGAUCAAGAUCUUGAUAGAACAAAAAAAAUUAUGCGCACUAUGAAAAGACGAGUUUUACAAAAUAAAUUUGUUUUAAUAAUAAUUAUCAUCUUGGAAAUUACAAUUUUAGGAAUUAUAAUUUAUAUGCGAUUUUUUAAAAAAUAAAUCUUAAUUCAAAUUUGAAAUUUAUUUUUUAAGAUUUGUUAUUGUAUAAUAUAAAUAAAAUUUAAAUAAAUAAAUAGAAAUUACAAA
Messenger RNA from Leptopilina boulardi, 695 nucleotides. RefSeq names its product vesicle transport through interaction with t-SNAREs homolog 1B (gene Vti1b). Lineage: Eukaryota; Metazoa; Arthropoda; Insecta; Hymenoptera; Figitidae. The transcript is spliced from 2 exons. Gene Ontology annotation, cellular component: Golgi apparatus; endoplasmic reticulum membrane; ER to Golgi transport vesicle membrane. Gene Ontology annotation, molecular function: SNARE binding; SNAP receptor activity. The record is from RefSeq and is a predicted model, not a curated record. Gene Ontology annotation, biological process: Golgi to vacuole transport; macroautophagy; vesicle fusion with Golgi apparatus. Bases 261 to 608 code for a protein of 115 amino acids.